Bacidia gigantensis is the source of this 1680-nucleotide messenger RNA. RefSeq lists its product as uncharacterized. NCBI's taxonomy places the organism in Eukaryota, Fungi, Ascomycota, Lecanoromycetes, Lecanorales, Ramalinaceae. The coding region runs from base 1 to 1680 and encodes 559 amino acids. Gene Ontology annotation, molecular function: single-stranded DNA 5'-3' DNA exonuclease activity. The record is from RefSeq and is a predicted model, not a curated record. Gene Ontology annotation, cellular component: mitochondrion; nucleus. Gene Ontology annotation, biological process: interstrand cross-link repair. The transcript has 2 exons.
AUGUCUUCUGCCGUCCCGAUGACAGAACCUCACGAUACUCGUGACGACAUCAGCAAUUAUGGAUCAGAUUUCUCGUCAGAAGAAGAAUCGAUACUGCACGAUUUGCUGAAGGUGGACAUUGACAAUCCUAAUAAAGACAUCAGUCUUGAAGAGGAAGGCGAUAGAAAUUAUGAAGGUCCUCGACGCCUCAAGCUGCCUCGUACAACGGGCAAUAGUCAGCUCAGCUCCCAAGAUGCGCCCCUCAAGAUGCCUUCCCUCAACGAGCUUCCAGUUGAUACGGUUGAUCAGCACAACAAGAGCGCGUCAACGGAUGUGGCAAGCGAAGAGUCCCGCGCAGUCCUUCAAAACCCUGCAUCUAUCGAAGCACCUGUAGAUCCCAGGCCAGAGCAGGCGGAUUUGCGGUCUCCUCUUGAACGAUUCCGCUCGAAACCUCGAAAAGCCUUCUCCGUUACAGACAUGAUCAGCCCUUCCUGGUGUGAACUGCAAUACUGGUACGUUUUGACAAAGCAUGGCAGGAAGAGACGAACGCCAGCUAUGAAGCAAGGGACUGCCAUACACAAGGUUCUCGAAGAGCAAGUGCACACUACCGUCGUAGUCGAUGUGCGGACUAAAGAAGACUCUUGGGGACUCAGAAUAUGGAAUGUCAUCCAGGGCCUUCGCACUCUGAGGGAAACAGGUAUGACUAGGGAGCUAGAGAUUUGGGGAACUGUUGAUGGGCUUGUGAUGAAUGGAAUCAUUGAUGAGCUCUCAUAUACAUGCCCGGAUCGUGAGCUCGAACACGCACAAGAGAGUACCAAAAGUGAUCAAACGCCACUUGAUGCGGACCAGGCUACUAUUACUGACUUUCUGGGUCCUUCUGGAACCUUAGAAUCAAACGGCAUGGAUAUCAUAAAAACUCUGCAAUCUACCGCUCAGAAAAGGAAUCAACGAGUAUAUGUAGCGGACGUGAAGACAAGAGGUGUCAAGACUCUUCCCAAAGGCUCCACCUUCCGACCAACUCUCCUUCAAUUGAUGCUUUACCAUCGUACGCUCGCAGAACUGGCUACGAAUAAAGUGGAUCCGAUUGUGCUUUUCGAUCGCUACAAUCUUAAUCCCGACACACCUUUCACCGAUGGCUUCAUUGCUCAAGUCGGAAGUCUGAAUGACAACAUUCAUGACUCAUCUGUUUUGCCUUCGGAGGCAUCUCAACAAGAAUCAAUGUCAUCAGAAUACGUAACGGCAGCCUCAAAUCAAUCGCAGGCAAAGUCGAAUUCAAUGGAAUACGCAACAGCAGCGUCUCAGCAAACACAAUCAUCCCUGGCCUCAACUCAAGACAGUAUGACCCAGCUUCUCGGUCAUAACUCUAUCCGUGAGCUCUGGUACCUCAUGAUCCGUGAGUUUGCCUUGACUUUGCCUCAUGGAGCUAAAAGCCUUGGCAACGUCCUCAAGGCUGAAUACCGGGAUUCAACGAGCGGAGACAUCAUGGGAGCUAAAACGUUCCUCUAUGACGAGAAUACAAUAGAAAAGUAUCUCUCGAGCGAACUGGAGUGGUGGCGGGGCGAACGUGCAGCACAAGGGGUAAGCCCCAGCGAGGCAUUCAAAUGUGGAUCCUGUGAAUUCUUCGACGACUGCUCCUGGCGUAAGAACAAAAUUGAGGAUGCUGUCAACAAGAUGAGAGAUAGAAGACGCAGCUUAAUAUGA